Tigriopus californicus is the source of this 3117-nucleotide messenger RNA. RefSeq names its product zinc finger protein rotund-like. Gene Ontology annotation, molecular function: DNA-binding transcription repressor activity, RNA polymerase II-specific. Lineage: Eukaryota; Metazoa; Arthropoda; Copepoda; Harpacticoida; Harpacticidae. The coding region runs from base 924 to 2795 and encodes 623 amino acids. Gene Ontology annotation, biological process: negative regulation of transcription by RNA polymerase II. The record is from RefSeq and is a predicted model, not a curated record. The transcript is spliced from 7 exons.
GGCUGCAUGCAGUUGGACUUGACAAAGAACUCUCCCGACUCACCCACCGUCUGAGAGUCUGUGCGGUGUUUGAAUGUGUCUUUCUCUCUAACUCUCCGUCUCUCUCGUUGGGGCCGGAGUUGUGGUGUCACAUUUGCUCACAUUUCUUGUCGUUUUCCGAAGGUGUCGGUUCGCAUUCCACCCCUGGCCACUGCCAUUGAAGGGCUGGAACAAGAACCCCGACGGGCAGUUUGCUUCUUUAAAUUUUUUACAACCACCCCUGAUGGGGCGAAAAACUCCUGUUCCUAUCUAUGAACAGAGGGAGAGAGAAAAAAUCCAAAUUGGAGUAGUUUAACCAGUGGUCGCGGCGUUCUGUGGAUCGCAACUAAGCAAAGAAGAAGUAUUGUGCCAUGGGGGUGACUUGUUUUCGAACCCUUCCGGUCCUGAUGGGCUUUUGAAAAAAAGUGGUGAAACGAGUGAAGUGCAAACAAAUCAUGGAAGAUUGUGUGUACCAAGUGAUGGCAAAGGACAAAUCCGGCAUUGUUGAAUUAGAGCAACAAGACUGAUGAUGUGAAACAUAUAAGUCUGCUUCAAAAAUCCCCUUUCUCUACUCUAGUACAGCAACCCAAAUGUGAUUAUUCUGCCCAAGUUCCAAGAACUUGUUAAUUUGCUACAAAGUACAACACCAUCUCUUGCCAGAAACUGCAAACUCGAUAGUCUGAACUCUGACUCUAAAUUCAAGUGAAAGUCAUUGCAAUACAUAACAAAUUGAAUAGAGUAAAACAUCUGCCUUCUAAAGGAAAUAAGAUAACAACUGUGUCUGUGGACUGAUCAUUGGAAGUGUGAAGUGAUUUCAUCAUCCCCCAUUGGACUCCAGCGGCAUCGUGGCGAGUCUUACGGAUACCUACCUUUUUCUCACCCUACCUCAUCCCCUCCCGGACAGCAUGUGGCCUAGCACCUCAAGUACCUCAAUCAACUACAGACCCUUUGAGGCCUCAUUUGAUGAGACUCAUCCCAACCCUUUCCCAUCCCCAGAGCCCCCAGUUCCACCCCCAACCUCCCUAUCCCUUUCACCGCCCUUGGGCGGUACCUUGAGCAGCAAUAAUAAUUGGAGCCUAUCACCUCCAGCAGAGGACAAAGGCUCCAUUACUGUUCUGACCUCAUCCACCAUCACCUCCGGAGAUUUGGAACUGAAGUCUUCCCUAUGGAACCCGGCAGGGGCGGGUUUGCCCACACCCACCAGUCCAGAUUCGGAGAAAAUGUCCACGCCUUAUUCCACGGCGUCGGGCCCACCUCCACCCAACUCCUCCAUGGGUUUUGCUCAACGGAUGGCGGCCAUGCCCCAAUCCCAUCACCUUGGAGGGGGCGGGAAUGGCUGGGCGGGCUCUGAAAUAUUCUCGGCAGCUGCUCAACUCAUGUGGAACGGGGGCUUUGAGGCCAAGAUGGCGGAACAUCCCGGUAUGAUAAAAGGGGGUUUGGAUGACGGCCGACUUGACCCACAGCAGAUGAGUCUCUAUGGUCAGCGGAGCAACUCCUCGGCCUCAUCCUCACCCCCAGCGGUGUCCGGUCCUGGGGGAGGUAAUGGUAACCUUGUUGUACCCCAGCCCAUCAAUGCCGCAUCCAAAAUGGGUGGGGGGCAAAUGGGCGGCCACUCCCACAACAAUGCCAACAGUGGAGGAGGUGGUGGAGGCGGCGGCGGUGGUGGAGGAACCACAGGAAGGAAAUACCAGUGCAAGAUGUGUCCUCAGAUCUUUGGGUCGAAGGCUGACCUCCAGAUGCACACACAGAUCCAUAUGCGCGAGGCCAAACCCUACAAAUGUUCCCAAUGCAAUAAAUCAUUCGCCAACUCCAGUUAUCUUUCGCAACACACGAGGAUCCAUUUGGGGAUCAAACCCUAUCGGUGUGAGAUUUGUCAGCGAAAGUUCACGCAACUGUCCCAUCUACAACAACACGUCCGGACCCAUACUGGAGACAAACCCUAUCGGUGUCGACACGUGGGUUGCACGAAGGCAUUCUCCCAGCUCUCCAAUCUUCAGUCCCACUCCCGCUGCCAUCAGACUGACAAACCCUACAAGUGUAAUUCUUGCUACAAGUGCUUCACCGACGAAACUGCUCUCCUGGAACAUAUUCCUAAGCACAAGGAGUCCAAACACCUGAAGACUCACAUUUGCCAGUAUUGUGGCAAGAGUUACACCCAGGAGACCUACUUGGCCAAGCACAUGCAGAAACACUCCGAUCGACCGGACAAACGCCCACCCAUCUUGGGAGCUUUGGGCGGCAAUCCUGGAGGCGUGGGGAACCCACAGACACCGAGCAGCCAGAGCGCCCAGCUGAGCUCAGUGGCGGCGGCCGACGCGGCAGCCGCGGCCUAUUGGCAAAAGAUGGACCCCUACAAUACGGGUCAUGACCGAGUUGGCGACUACGCACAAUCUGCCGGGCUCAUGGCCCACCAUCGCGAUAUGAUGGAUCACCGACACCUCGCCGUUGAUGACCUGAGGCAUGGAGGGCAUGGAGCUGGGCAGCUCGGUGGUAACCAUUUAGGCUAUGGCGACUUUAAGACCUCAUCAGCAUUCAGUCCUAUCCAAACCGGUAUGCUGAACAGUCCCGCGGGUUUUGCCAUGACCGGGGGACGAGGUUACUUCCCGGAGGCCCUUCCCUUUCCUAAACACUAUGGUCAGAUUGGCAUCGAGUCCAAGUCAAGUACAACCAACCUGCAAAGCAAUUUCAUUGCACUGUCAAAGAUUGGGAACUACCAGCCCGGAUCCUCGGACCUGCUCCAUUCGUUAAAGGAGAAGACUGGUCAAGUCUCUCAAUGAGGAAAGGAAGAGGAAGAAGAUGACGAAAUGUUGGAUUUCAGCAUGUGAUGAUGACCCUCUUGUCCCCUUUGUUUUCUUUCUUUCACUCUCCAUCUCUCUAUUCCUCUCAGAAAACCAUCCGAAGUUUAUAAAACAGAAACAUACCACAACGGGUUCAGAACCCGCGAAAACAACCGAAAGAAUCACUCCAAAGAUUGAUUUCAGGACGCAAUUCCGGCAUCUUGGUUGCGUAGCAAGCAAAACAAUGCUCAAAAGGAUAAGCCGAAAUCUAAUAUUUCUUGAGAAGUAGAAGACUGAUGAACUUAAAUGUAUUUUACCACUG